This is a messenger RNA of Ochotona princeps (American pika), 6798 nucleotides long. It is a transcript of the gene RAI1, whose product is annotated as retinoic acid induced 1. Gene Ontology annotation, cellular component: nucleus. The record is from RefSeq and is a predicted model, not a curated record. Gene Ontology annotation, biological process: regulation of transcription by RNA polymerase II; circadian regulation of gene expression. The transcript is spliced from 6 exons. Lineage: Eukaryota; Metazoa; Chordata; Mammalia; Lagomorpha; Ochotonidae. Bases 601 to 6486 code for a protein of 1961 amino acids.
CAGGCCGCCCGCCCGGGAACUUUUUUCCUCGCGCUCUCGCUCUCCCGCUCCCCCCGCGCGGCGCCCGCCCGCUCUUCCUGUGCCGAGGGGAUCGCAUUUCCCCGCGGCAGCCGCGGCCACCAGGCAGGCCCCGCCGGCCGCGCGCCCCCUCCCUGGCCCGGCCCCGCGCCCCCGGGCGCCGCCCCCGCCCCGCCGCGGGGCCGCGAGAGGCGAGUUGGGGAGCGAGGCGGCGGCGAGGGCGAGAGGCGAGCCGAGCAGGCCGCCCUGGCCGCGGCCCGAGCGCCGGCGCGAGGAGGAGGAGGAGGAGGAGGAGGAGGAGGGGGCGCCGCGGCCCACCUCCUUCCUGCCUGGCCGCGGGCCGGCCGGGCCGCCGCGCCCUGACCCCCAUGGCCGCCCGGGCCUGCGGGCCGCGACGUCGCCGCGCCCGAGCCGGGGGCCCCGAGUGAGCGGCAGCGCGGAGGAGCUCAUCUUGGUCGCCACGGCUGCGUUCUGGAAAAGGCGAGGGGGAGAGCGUGCGCGAGAGCCUGGGAGAGACGGCGGGACGCGCAGCGCCGGUGCCGCGGAGACCCAGGAGGAGCCCGCAGGCGCGCCGGCCGAGCCAUGCAGUCCUUCCGAGAGAGGUGUGGUUUCCAUGGCAAGCAGCAGAGCUACCAGCAGCCCUCGCCGGAGACAUCGCGUCUGGAGAAUUACCGGCAGCCGAGCCAGGCCAGCCUGAGCUGUGACCGGCAGCGGCUGCUGGCCAAGGACUAUUACAGCCCGCAGCCCUACCCGGCCUAUGAGGCAGGCGCCUCUGGCAGUUCAGCAGCCGCUGCCGACAAGUACCACCGGGCCGGCAAGGCGCUGCCCUCCCCGCAGCAAGGCCUGCAGGGGAGGCCAGCCUUCACAGGCUAUGGUGUCCAGGACAGCGGCCCUUAUCCAGCUCGCUACUCGGGCGAGGAAGGCCUGCAGGCCUGGGGUGCCCCCCAACCCCCUCCGCCGCCACCACCACCCCCACCUCCACCUCCAUCACAGCCGCAGCCACCACCCCCGCCACCACAGCCCCAGCCCCAGCCCCUGCCAGGUGGGGUAGGCAAGUAUGAGGAAAACCUGAUGAAGAAGACCCCAGUGGUGCCCCCUGGCCGGCAGUAUCCAGAGCAGGGCUCCCAGCUGUCCUUUCAGACACACUCUCUGCACGUGCCACCACCGCCACCACAGCCCCCUCAGCCCCUGGCCUACCCCAAGCUCCAAAGACAGAAACUGCAGAGUGACCUGGCCUCCGCCCUGCCCUUCCCCCAGGGCGCCCACUUCCCCCAGCACUCCCAGUCCUUCCCCGCAGCCACUGGCGCCCACUCCUACAAGAGCUGCACAGCGCCCUCCGCACAGCCCCACGACAGGCCGCUGACCACCAGCACCAGCCUCGCGCCGGGCCAGCGCGUCCAGAACCUGCACGCCUACCCAUCAGGCCGCCUGGGCUACGAGCAGCAGCCUACGCCUCAGCCGCAGCCGCAGCAGCAGCCGCAGCAGCAGCCACCGCCGCCGAGCCGGCACCACGGCCAGGAGACCCUCCACUACCAACACCUCGCCAAGUACCCGCACUACGGGCAGCAAGGCCAGGGCUACUGCCAGCCUGAAGCGGCCGUCAGGACCCCCGAGCAAUACUACCAGAACUUUAGCCCCAGCUCCGGCCACUCGCCCGCCCGCUCCGUGGGCCGCUCGCCCUCCUACAGCUCCACACCCUCGCCGCUGAUGCCCAAUCUGGAGACCUUCCCUUACGGCCAGCAGCCACUGGCCGCAGCUGCCACCGGCACCUUCCCCCCGGGACUUGCCGACCACAGCCAUUUCAUGCCCCUGCUCAACCCCUCGCCCACGGACGCAGGGGGCUCCAUGGACCCCCAGGGAGGCAACUGCAAGGUGCUGCCGAAGGACAAGGUCCCCGAGGCGCUGCUGUCGGACCUCAGCCUGCAGAGCCUCACGGCACUGACGUCGCAAGUAGAGAACAUCUCAAACACGGUGCAGCAACUGCUUCUGUCCAAAGCCGCCCUGCCGCACAAAAAGACAGCCAAGAGCCUGGCAUCCAGGACCCCCGAGCAGUACAAGAGCCAGCACUGCAGUCCCGAAGGCAGUGGCUACUCGGCUGAGCCGGCCGGCACACCGCAGUCGGCCCAUGCCGAGCCGCAGGACACCGACUACCUGAGCGGCUCCGAGGAGGCCCUGGAACGCGGCGGCUUCCUCUACUGCAGCCAGGCCCGCGGCAGCCCAGCCCGGGGCAGCGGCGGUGGCUCCUCCAAGGCCAAGCCCGAGUCCGUGUCCACCUGCUCUGUGACCUCGCCCGACGACAUGUCCACCAAAUCCGAUGACUCCUUCCAGAGCCUGCACAGCACCCUGCCCCUCGACAGCUUCUCCAAGUUCGUGGCUGGUGAGCGGGACUGCCCGAGGCUGCUGCUGAGCGCACUGGCGCAGGAGGACUUGACCUCCGAGAUCCUGGGGCUGCAGGAGGCCAUGGGGGAGAAGGCCGACAAGGCGUGGCCCGAGGGCCCGGGCCUGGCCAAGGAUGCCGGCAAGCCGCCACCACCACCCCCGCCUCCCUUCUCACUGGAGAACCACAGUGCCUGCCUGGACCCUGUGACCAAGAACACCUGGGCCCGGGCAGGGGAGCCUGAGGUUCUGGCUGACGCUCUGCAGCUGAACAAAGGUGGGGGCAGCGCUAAGGACUUUAGCCCCAGUUUGUUUGAAGACCCCUCCUCUGCGCCCUUUGUGGCCCCUGAGUGUAAGAAACCUAGCAGCUCCCUGUCCUUUGGUGCCAAGCCCGCGCUCGGGGCUGAUGCCACUGCUGGGCCAGACCCAACCGUGGCGGCGGCGGCAGCUUUUGACUGCUUCCCGGAUACCCCAGCCACUGUGGCCAGCUCGGCCGAUGGCGCCAACCCCUUUGCCUGGCCGGAGGAGAACCUGGGUGAUGCAUGUCCCCGCUGGGGACUGCACCCCGGGGAGCUCACCAAGGGCCUGGAGCAGGCUGGUAAGGCUGCAGAAGGGGUCGGCAAAGGAGAUGCCCAUGAGGUCGCCGCUGCUGCCGCUGCCUGCCUGGCGUUCCAGGAUGAGGAGCCCCCCGGGGAGAAGGCAGCGGUGUUGCCCGGGGAGUUCAAGCAGGAGGAGGCUGGCGGCAGCGGCGGCGGCGGGGUGAAGGAGGAGGCCGGAGGGCUGCUGGAGUGCCCCGAUGUGGGCAAGGACGCACGGUGGCUAGAAGACAGCCGGCACUGUUGCUCAGCUGCCGACUUCGGGGACCUGCCACUACUGCCACCUGCAGCCAGGAAGGAAGACCUGGAGGCUGAGGAGGAGUACUCUUCCCUGUGCCAGCUGCUGGGCAGCCCCGGGCAGCGGCCCAGCCUGCAGGACCCGCUGUCACCCAAGGGCCCACUGCUGUGUACCAAGGAGGAGGUGGAGGAGGUACUGGAGGCCAAGGCAGGCUGGGGCUCCCCGUGCCACCUGUCGGGGGACUCGGUCAUCCUGCUGGGCCCCACCGUGGGCACCGAGUCGAAGGUGCAGAGCUGGUUCGAGUCGUCCCUGUCCCACAUGAAGCCAGGGGAGGAGGCUCCCGACAGCGGGGAGCGGGCACCUGGGGAGUCGGCCGACCCGGUGCUGGCCCAGAAGCCCAGCAAGCCGGCCGUGCCCGAGGCACCCAUUGCUGCCAAGAAGGAGCCGGUGCCCAGGGGCAAGAGCCUGCGGAGCCGGCGGGUGCAGCGGGGGCUGCCGGAGGCCGAGGACUCCCCUUGCCGGGCCCCGGCGCUGCCCAAAGACCUGCUGCUCCCAGAAUCCUGCACAGGGCCCCCACAGGUGCAGAUGGAGGGCGUCGGGGCCCCCGGGCGGGGGGCCUCAGAGGGGCUCCCUAGGAUGUGUACUCGCUCACUCACGGCCCUGAGUGAGCCUCGCAUGCCCGUACCCCCUGGCCUGACCACCACCCCAGCCCCCCCGGACAAGCUAGGGGGCAAGCAGCGGGCUGCCUUCAAGUCCGGCAAGCGGGUGGGGAAACCCUCGCCCAAGGCUGCAUCCAGCCCCAGCAACCCUGCCGCCCUGCCGGUGGCCUCAGACAGCAGCCCCGUGGGCUCCAAGACCAAGGAGACAGACUCACCCAGCGACACGGGCAAGGACCAGCGCUCCAUGAUCCUCCGGUCCCGCAACAAAGCCCCGCACCAGAAUGCCAAGCGGCGGCGGCGGCCCUCGGAGAGCCGGCUGCCCAACAGCCGUGCAGCCAAAAAGCUGCUGGCCAACAGCCACCUGCCGGCCGCCAACACCAACACCACGUUCAAGGCGUCUGAGGGACCCCCACAGAAGGAGGGGCGGGUGGGCCCACGAGCCAGGGUGCCCAAGCCCGGGGCAGGCGGCAAGCUGCCCGAGCGGCCGGUGCACACGCUCAAGCGCAAAUCGGCCUUCAUGGCCCCCGUGCCCGCCAAGAAGCGCGGCCUGGUUUUGCGCAGCGGUGGGGGCAGCGGGAGCGAUGGGAAGGAGGAGCCGCCCGAGGAUGCCCCCACUCUGUUCAAGAGGGUCACCCUGUCCCCCAAGAAGGCCAAGCUGGCCAAGGGCAGCAGCGAGCCCACUGCCAAGCCCCUCGCCGGCGAGGCGGGCCCCGGUGGCGGCAGUGACGCCUGCCUCAAGCUGGCCCCCCGGGUGGCCUUCCCGGGAGCCAUGAAGACCAAGGUGUUGCCACCGCGGAAAGGCCGGGGCCUGAAGCUGGAAGCCAUUGUGCAGAAGAUCACAUCGCCCAGCCUCAAGAAGUUUGCCUGCAAAACGCCAGGAGUCCCUGGGGACCCCGGCAGCCCAGGCCUCCCUGAGAAGGACCGUGCUGCCCUCAGGGGGUCUGGGGGCAGCCCCCCGGGCGUGGAAUCAGGGCUCCCGGUGGCCGCGGGUCCUGGGGGGCAGAAGCUCCUGGGCCUGGCUGAGCUUCCCUGUGGGAAUCCAGCCAGCCGCUCCUUCAAAGGCAAACUGGGGACCGUAAAGAAGCUGCCCUCCUCGGGGGACCCUUCCACCUUCCCCGAAGCCACGCAGCCCCCGGGGGCCCCCAAGAAAAGAAGCCGCAAAGGCAGGGCUGGGGCGCUGGGCCCCUGCAGAAGCCCCCUGGAGAAGCGGCCCUAUGUGGGGCCUGCGCUGCACCUGACCUCCCGAGACCGGGCCGGCGGUGGCGGUGCCGGCGGUGGUGGUGGUGGUGGUGGUGGUGGCACAGCUGGUGGAGGCAGCGAUGACAACUCCGGGGCGGGAGGCAAGAAGCCGAAGAUGGAGGAGGAGCUGGGCCCGGCCCCUCAACCGCACGAGGGCCGGCCUUGCCAGCCCCAGACCAGGGCUCAGAAACAGCCGGGCCAAGCUGCCGCCGGGGGUCCCGGCUACGGUGGCAGCUACUCCAAGCGGAAGCGACUCCCCCGGGGCCGGGCCAAGAACGCAGCAUCUUCCCCCUGCAAGGGUCGGGCCAAGCGGCGGCGGCAGCAGCAGAUGCUGCCCCUGGACCCUGCUGAGCCUGAAAUCCGCCUCAAAUACGUUUCCUCCUGCAGGCGGCUGCGGGCGGACAGCCGGACCCCGGCCUUCUCGCCCUUCGUGCGGGUAGAGAAGCGCGAUGCCUUCACCACCGUGUGCACAGUUGUCAACUGCCCGGGGGAUGAGCCCCGCAGGCAGCCUUCCUCCUCCUCUGCCUCCUCCUCCUCGGACGCGACCUUGCUGCCCGGGGGCUCGGUCCUGCAGCCACGCCCCUGCCUGCCGCUCUCCUCCACCAUGCACCUGGGGCCUGUGGUGUCCAAGGCCUUGAACGCCCCUUGCCUUGUCUGCUGUCUUUGCCAAAACCCGGCCAACUUCAAGGACCUCGGGGACCUCUGUGGGCCCUACUACCCGGAACACUGCCUCCCCAAAAAGAAGCCAAAACUCAGAGAGCAGGUGCGGCCCGAGGACGCCUGCAAGGAGGCCUCCCCACCCCUCGAGAGAACAUUCAAGGGCCUCGAGUGUGGGGCGGCGGCGGCGGCGGCUGCUGUGGCCCCCACUGCUGCUGCUGCCGCCGCCGCCGGGAAGCCCCCUAGGCCUGACGGCCCCGUGGACCCCAGCAAGCAGGGCUCGCUGCGCACCAGCGCCCGCGGCCUGUCUCGGCGGCUGCAGAGCUGCUACUGCUGUGAUGGGCAGGGGGACGGGGGCGAGGAGGUGCCCCCCAGCGACAAGAGCCGGAAGCACGAAUGUGGCAAGCAGGCGCCCACAGAGCCCGGUGGGGACACGCAGGAACACUGGGUGCACGAGGCCUGCGCUGUGUGGACCAGCGGGGUCUACCUGGUGGCCGGCAAGCUCUUUGGGCUGCAGGAGGCCAUGAAGGUGGCCACGGACAUGAGCUGCUCCAGCUGCCAGGAGGUCGGGGCCACCCUCAGGUGCUGCCACGAAGGCUGCACGCACACUUACCACUACCCGUGUGCCAGCGAUGCGGGUUGCUUAUUCAUGGAAGAGAAUUUUUCUUUGAAAUGUCCCAAACAUAAGACACUGCCCUUGUAACCCACCGCCCACCGGCCGGAGACUGAGCCGGUGCCCGUCGCUGCUGAGGGUGGGGGCCACCCCGAGCACCCCACGCGCCCCACGCCAGCUCCCAGCGCAGUGCAGUUCUAGAGCCGGUCCUGGAUCCAGCCGCCAAGAACCAAGACCUGGUGCCCCCCAAUCCCAAGCAACCCUCGCCAGCCUCCGCGCCCAGGCGCUCAGGGGCCAGGCCUCCCCUGCCCGGGCUGUGGGCUCUCAGGCGCGGGGCUGUGACCAGCAGACGCUUCGCCCCCACUCCACCCCGCUGCGGAAGUGGCCGCGACACGGAGGACA